This is a messenger RNA of Symbiodinium necroappetens, 489 nucleotides long. The record is from the annotation of a GenBank genome assembly. NCBI's taxonomy places the organism in Eukaryota, Dinophyceae, Suessiales, Symbiodiniaceae.
GACUAUACCCUGGCGGCCGUGUUUUCUGCAGUGGGCAUCGCGCUUUGCACACUACCAUACCUGGGGUUUGGGCUCGGCGCACUCAUUACUGUGUUGGGCAUCCUCUUUUUCGUCCAGGCAGGCAGAGUCCGAUUUGUCUUUGACAACGAGGCAUUCGAGCUGCGCACCCUCGGUAAUACAGAAGAGCUAGAGAAGCCAGGAGAAAACAUCGUCGUGGGUGGCCAGAAUCGUUGGAAAUAUUCAAGUUUCGUCAACUGGGAGUUCUUUCCGAAGGGAUUGGUGGAGAAGGGCUUGCCCCCCAUCCUGGUCUACUUCAAGGAGACUCAGACGCCAGAUACGGAAUGGAGCACAGGACCUGGAGCAGCUGCAAACUCAGCAGAGGCUCUCGAGAAGGGGGCUGUGCCGGGUAUGGUGCACUUCUUUCCUUGCAUCUGUGAUGCUCAGCAAAUCAAAGCCGAGUUCGAGCGCAGAGGUUGCAAGAAGCUGUAG